GUGACACAAAUACAUAUUUUUGUACCUUGAGAUGGUUCAAAAAUAUAUCAGUGUUGUAAAAGAAGUUGGAGGCCUAUGUCACUCAUUCGAUUAUAGAUCGAUAGUUCGAAAUCGCAUUCGAAGAUAUCGGUUAGAGUCAGUCAGUCAGUUAGAUAAGAAAAAAGACCCCCAUGUAAACAGUAUUGCACAAGUUUGAGUAACAAGUGUAUGUUAUAUUUUUAUCAGAAACGAGGAAAAUUUCUUAAAAAUGUCGAAAAUUUUUACACCAACGAAUCAAAUAAGAUUAACCAACGUUGCUGUAGUUCGUAUGAAAAAAGCAGGAAAGCGAUUUGAAAUUGCUUGUUACAGGAACAAGGUUAUCUCGUGGAGAAAUAAACUAGAAAAAGAUAUUGACGAAGUUUUACAAACUCAUACAGUAUUUAUAAAUGUCUCAAAAGGCCAAGUAGCAAAAAAAGAAGACCUUAUAAAGGCUUUUGGUACAGAUAAUCACACAGAAAUCUGUAAAGAAAUUCUUACAAAAGGAGAACUUCAGGUUUCUGAUAAAGAGAGACAUUCUGCUUUAGAUUCUAUGUUUAAAGAUAUUGCUACAACUGUUGCUGACAAAUGUAUAAAUCCAGAAAAUAAACGCCCAUAUACAAUAACUAUGAUAGAAAAAGCCAUGAAAGAUAUACAUUUUUCUGUGAAGCCAAAUCGAAAUGCAAAACAACAAGCUUUGGAUGUAAUUCCUCAAUUAAAAGCUGUAAUUCCAUUAGAACGAGCUCAAAUGAGACUCAGAGUUGCAGUCCCAGAUAAGGAGGCUAAAAAGUUAAGAGAUAAAAUAAUAAAAUUAGUAACAAAAUUAGAAACAGAAGAAUGGGAUAACGGAACAUUAAAUUUGGUUUGUUUAAUUGAUCCUGGACAUUAUAGAGAGAUAAAUGAACUAGUAAGAUCGGAAACUAAAGGUUCUGGUUUAUUGGAAUUACUUAAUUUAAAAGAAAUUGUUGAAGGAGAUGAAAUUUUAGAAUAAAUUAAUUGUAUUGAAUGUUA
This is a messenger RNA of Frieseomelitta varia, 1026 nucleotides long. It is a transcript of the gene Sbds, whose product is annotated as ribosome maturation protein SBDS. The transcript is spliced from 2 exons. The coding region runs from base 248 to 1006 and encodes 252 amino acids. The record is from RefSeq and is a predicted model, not a curated record. Lineage: Eukaryota; Metazoa; Arthropoda; Insecta; Hymenoptera; Apidae. Gene Ontology annotation, biological process: ribosome biogenesis; cytosolic ribosome assembly.